ACCUAACUCUAUUUUGAUGUGAGAUUUUAUUCUAAAUUGAGCAAUUUUAACUGGAUUUAACAUAAAAUGACUUCUCCCGUUAUCAAAUAUGUUGGAAGAACCACCAAUUUUCAAGGUAAAACCUUGUGGGAGAUUGUAGGAAGUUUGAAAAACCUAGGAGUUGGAAGAAUUAUUGUGCGAUCCGUGUUCGAACGCUACCAUGAACCAAGUUUCAUGAAAAUAGUUAAAGUGGAAACUUGUCCUGAUGAGGAACGGCGUAGAGUUCGCAUCUGGGUUGAAAAGACUUUCAGAGGACGUAAACUGCCAACUCUUACGGAAAUCUACCGCACUUCAUAUAAGCCCGACUACAAGCUCAUACCCAAGAAUGAAGAGGCCAAACUGUUGGCCUCCGUAACCAAGGAACACAAUUUCCCAGAAGUUAUUCUACCAACCACAAUUGAAAUGCCUCCAUUAAUGAAGCAGUUUAUUGUGAAGGAUCAUGAAAAGAAGGGUUUAGAGACUAUGAAGGAGUAUGUGAUGCCUCUAAGCUACAACAAGAGCCCCAACCGAGUCCUAAGGAUUGCCGAGCCCGGUGAGCAACCCACCGUCCAGUUUACUAUGGGCCUUGGGAAACCAGUUAGUCCCUCUCUUUAUGAAGGAGUGCAGCUGAAUUAAAACACACAUUUGUUCUGUAUUUAUAGUUUAAUUAAUUAGAUUACAAUUAAAGCUGUUUAAAAAAAUAUUCU
Ostrinia nubilalis (European corn borer) is the source of this 725-nucleotide messenger RNA. RefSeq lists its product as uncharacterized. Gene Ontology annotation, molecular function: structural constituent of ribosome. The transcript is spliced from 3 exons. Gene Ontology annotation, biological process: mitochondrial translation. Gene Ontology annotation, cellular component: mitochondrion; mitochondrial small ribosomal subunit. Lineage: Eukaryota; Metazoa; Arthropoda; Insecta; Lepidoptera; Crambidae. The record is from RefSeq and is a predicted model, not a curated record. Bases 67 to 654 code for a protein of 195 amino acids.